AUGGCAAUUUUGAGAUCUCCACCGCCCCAGCAGGUGCGACGCAGAUUGAACACCAUUCCCGAGGACAUCAGGGAGUCUCAGUAUGCCAAGUCGGAUCAGAAUAACCAGCAAGAGACACUCCCAAAGCCACAAAGCCCGCCACAACUGAAGCUUCAGACAACCGGCCUAAGCAUCUCGUCCAGACGGAAUCGCAUUAUCUCUCCGUUGUCCGCUGGGACAGCCUCCUCCUGCUCAGACACCGAAUGGCAGCAUCAAAUGCAAGGUCUGGACGAACUGUACGACGCCACAGAUAUUGAGUCGGGAGGUGAUGAGUCGACAACCCCGGCUGAGAAGAAGAAAUAUCUCAGUCUCACUAUUCCCCCACACUCGGUACAGGGGCCACACAAGAGCUCUCCAGUUCCACCAACGCCUCCGCCAAAGAUUCCGGUAUCGCCAGCAGCUUUGUCAAAGCUUGUACGUUCGGUCCCCGCCGUGCAUGCUCCUCCUUCGCUCGACGGAAGCGUGUCGUCUGAUCAAGUGUCGAGUACCAGCGCUCCAGCCACCCCCGACCUGCAAUCUGUUGCCGACAACGAUUGGAACACCGAGGAAGUGCGCGUACACUUGGAUUUGAACCUGGAGGGCAGUCAGAAUCCAGAUACCGCUGAUCCAAACACCAGCUCAGAUGUUCAGGGAAUCGAGAUUGCGGUUGAGGAUACCGAUGAGGACUGGCGCCACUUCCUAGGGAGGUUCCCUGCAGUACCCUCGAGGACUGCUCCGCACAUGUCAACGCUGUCUCUGAAUCUGGAUGCUGAGCCGGCUCGCGAGCCAACUCCAGACUACUGUAUUAACCUCCCCGAAGAUGCACUGGACCUCCUGAGACAUAUUCACUUGGACGGGACGCCGGAACCAUGGUCAGAAACUUCCGACGCAAAUGAGGAGAUGUGGCAGGUUGAUCCUCCCCAGGGCCACAUUCCCAAGACUGAAGAUGUCACUCCCGCAUCGGCUUUGUCAGGGUACAGCUUCAGCAGUCUCAGUAUUCCUUCUCCGGGUGGCUUUUUCGCGGCACUGACCCCUCGCGCCCGCCAUACCUGGUCUUUUCCCAAGCCCGACAACCCUUCGUCGGCCGCUGCGGAGGACUUUUACAAUCUACCUUUUGGUCGUGAUGAUGAUGGUGGGAUUGUCGAGCAGGUUAUCGAAUAUAAUGAGCAGUCAACCGAAGAAGGCGAGUUGACAGCCGUACCGGCUCGAGAUGGACCUCCUACUGCCGUCCGGGUUCCCGCGGAGGUCACAUCGCCCGAGGAUCAACACAGUCCGUUGAGUCCAACAGCCGAUACCGUUGACGAGAUUCCCCGUGCUGCUGGAUUGAACGCCAGUGGUGAAUAUGACGAGCAUUACCACGAGGAAUUGCAACGAAAGGCGGAAGCAAGUCGCGAUCGAACGAGUGUCUGGCUGGCGGCACAAGCGUCCUAUCUUGCUGCCCUUAGUGAGACGAAUCCAGUCAAUUCACCGGUUGACGAUCGUCCGGCUCACGGCGUCGAUGAUGGGGCUACUGGACGAGGGUCUUCCGAAAAAAGUCGCCAGAAGUCUGUUCAUUUUGCCGAGACACUUCCUGAAGCGACUAGUUCUCUUCCUUCGGCCACUGCGAGCAAAGAUUCAAUUUACUGGCGAGGGUUUCAGUAUUUGCGUCAAGUCUCUGGCCAACUGGAGGCAUACAAGCAUCGUGACCUCCGCUUCGACGCAGUGCAGUCCGACCGAUUAGGCUUGACGAAGCUUCACGCAAACCGUUUGUCGGGGAACUACGAACUGACUCGCCACGAACGACCUGCCUACAAGGGUCCUUUUUCCCAGGCUCCGCGCCAUUCAACGCUCCUGUCUAUCCUGACUGAGAAGGCUGACUUCUCCCUGCUCGAGAAAGAGCAGCUGGUGCUUGCUCAGAUCCGGCAGUCGCUCUGGGCCAUUGAUGCUCUCCGGUUUCUCAAUGGCGGUAGCUUGCUCACUAGUCCUGCCUCUCGACGGCUCGCCAAAGCAACUGCUACGACGAAAACUUCGAAGAACGGCAAGCAUCAUCUGCGAAUCCUGGACAUAGGUGGCCAUGCUACGUGCGAAUGGGGGUGGUAUCUGGCGCGUGAUAACCCAGAUGUCUCGGUCUACACGGUCUUUACAGAACAGCAAAAGGUGAACCGCGGGAUUAAAGGUCCUUCCAACCAUCGCCAGGUCUCAGUGUCGCAUCUCUGGAGGUUGCCAUUUGCCGACAACAAGUUUGACGUGAUCUCGGCACGCUCUCUUCCCGCACUCCUCAAGACUGAAUGCCCGACCGGCGAGGACAAGGAUGAAUACGACUUGUGUCUUCAGGAAUGCUAUCGCUGUCUCAAACCAGGUGGCUACCUUGAGUUCUUCACUAUGGAUGCGGAGCUAUCCCACGCUGCUUCUUAUGCGUCUGCAACGUCGGUCGAAUUCGCAUUCAAUCUCAGAACUCGCGGCUACGAUCCAAACCCGACCAAGAACUUCCUUUCCCGUCUUCGCAAGACAAACCUAACGGGCAUCAGACGAGCCUGGAUGUUUCUACCCAUGGGCGUCGAGCCAGGCAAAUGUCAAGCACCGCGCGAGACCUCCGGACUGUGCAUCGAGGGCAGCCAACUCGACAACUCCGAUCCGGCUGGAAGCACCGCCAACGUUGCCAGCCUCACGGGUCUGUUCGGCGGCUGGAUGUGGGAGCAGUGGCUUCUGAAGUUGCAGAUGGAAAUGGGUCGCGAUGGGGACCGGUUGUUGGAAGGUGCUGGGGGUGUUUUUGAUGAGGGUCGUAAGAAUGGAGCAGGCUGGACCUGCUUGUCUGGGUGGGCGAUGAAGCCGAGACGGAGAUAG
Molecule: messenger RNA, 2841 nt
Organism: Aspergillus glaucus CBS 516.65
Lineage: Eukaryota; Fungi; Ascomycota; Eurotiomycetes; Eurotiales; Aspergillaceae
Exons: 1
Coding region: 1-2841 (946 amino acids)
Molecular function (GO): S-adenosylmethionine-dependent methyltransferase activity
Source: RefSeq, a predicted model, not a curated record